CUGCUUUUAUCAUGGCGUUUAUCAUUGCUGUGCACGCGGACAUAUUUGAAACCAUACACCGCUCGUUCCAUAAAAAAAUUAGAUAAAUUUAUGGAUAUCUCCUUGAAACUCGGGCGACGCCGUCGUGCGAAAGCGUAUGCGAUGUUACGUGUCUUGUGAAAGGGUGUUAAGGCGUGCAGAAACUUGGUUUCUUGCCAGUUUUAACUGGUUUUAACACGUGCUUCCAACAGAUCUGUACGAACAGUUGUGUGAAAGCAGCGCCUGCAAGAAAAAUGUAUCUCAAAUGUGUCAUGCUUCGUGCGGUUGCGCCUUUGUGGGGAUCAGCAUACAUUGUAAACCACAACAAAAGCCUUACAAAGACACAUCAUGCAUUGGCACAAGGGUUCACCCAUCAAGUUACCACCUUUGACUACAUAGCUAAUAAAGUCAUGCGGCAAAUAACAACAUCUGCUCCAGCAAUGCCACCAUGUGAUGAGAAGCCAAAGCCUUACCAGGGAAAACCGUGGGCAGAGAUUGUGGCCUUGCGAAAGAGCCACUUGAAUCCAAGUCUGAGCAGCAACCUCUUAUACAAGGAGCCCUUGCUACUUACUCAGGGCCAUAUGCAGUGGCUCUGGGAUCACAAGGGCAAACGCUACCUAGAUAUGUUUGCUGGAAUUGUCACAGUCAGUGUUGGUCACUGCCACCCGAAAGUAGUUGCAGCUGCUGAGAACCAACUGAAGCAGCUCUGGCACACAUCUAAUGUGUACCUUUACCCUACUGUGCACGAGUUUGCUGAAAAACUCGCUGAGAAGAUGCCCGGUGACCUGAAAGUGUGCUACUUCACUAAUAGUGGUUCAGAGGCCAAUGAUCUGGCCAUGAUGAUGGCACGACUUUACACAGGAGCAUAUGACAUGAUUGCUCUGAGAAAUGCUUACCAUGGAAUGAGCCCAUACUGUGCCAGCUUAUGUGCUGUUGGCAACUACAAGCACCACAUACCAUCCAACUUUGGUGUAUUUCAUGCAAUGAAUCCUGACCCAUAUCGAGGUGUCUGGGGUGGCUCCAAAUGUCGUGACUCGCCAGUCCAGGCAGACCGCACCUGUUCAUGUGGCACAGAAUGUCAAGCUGCCUCUCACUAUGCUGAUCAGCUCAGUGAAGUACUACAGCAGUGUGUCUCCAAAAAGAAGGUGGCAGCUUUCUUUGCUGAGAGCAUACAGGGUGUCGGAGGCUCUGUGCAGUAUCCAAGGGGCUAUCUUAAGAAAGCCUACGAUUUGAUCAAGAAUAAAGGCGGCCUUUUUGUUGCAGAUGAGGUUCAAACUGGAUUUGGACGGACUGGUGAGAAUUUCUGGGGCUUUGAAGGCCAUGGCAUAAUGCCAGAUAUUGUGACCAUGGCAAAAGGAAUUGGCAAUGGCUUUCCACUAGCUGCAGUUGUCACAACACCUGAAAUUGCCAAAGCUUUGGAUGCAGCUAGCUUUUUCAACACAUUUGGUGGCAACCCUGUAGCCACUGCCGUUGGGUCAGCUGUUAUUGAUGUUUUGGAUGAAGAUGGCUGCAUGGAAAAUAGCCGUGUGACUGGAACUCGACUACUGCAUGCCUUGGAGUCACUGAGGAAAGAAUAUUCGGUGGUUGGUGAUGUCAGAGGCAAGGGACUCAUGAUUGGUGUGGAACUUGUCGAGAGCAAGGAAACAAAAGUGCCCCUCGCAGCAGUCAAAGUGAAUGCCGUCCUUGAGGAUUGCCGUGAAAUGGGCCUUCUUAUUGGCAAGGGUGGUCAGCAUGGGCAUGUGUUGAGGAUCAAGCCUCCCAUGUGCAUCACUGAGGCUGAUGUGGACUUCACAGCGGCAGCGCUGAGGACAGCCAUUGCUCGUGUUGAGCAGCAAUGACAUUCUUUGUCA
Rhipicephalus sanguineus (brown dog tick) is the source of this 1868-nucleotide messenger RNA. RefSeq names its product alanine--glyoxylate aminotransferase 2, mitochondrial. Lineage: Eukaryota; Metazoa; Arthropoda; Arachnida; Ixodida; Ixodidae. Gene Ontology annotation, cellular component: mitochondrion. Gene Ontology annotation, biological process: glyoxylate catabolic process. The record is from RefSeq and is a predicted model, not a curated record. Bases 273 to 1856 code for a protein of 527 amino acids. Gene Ontology annotation, molecular function: L-alanine:glyoxylate transaminase activity; pyridoxal phosphate binding. The transcript is spliced from 14 exons.